UCUUUGCUGCUUUCUCUCCUCACCUCCUCCCUCAGCCGUCGGCGUCGCCAGCGCCCGGCGCCAUGGGUUGCGGUGGCUCCAAAGAGGACGUGGCCACUGGCAACACCACCGCCAACGGCGCCGGCCGCGGCGGCAAGCUCUUCCGGAGGAAGUCCACCAUGUCCGCCAGCCACUGCUCCUCCCACGCGUCCUCCCCAUCCUCGUCCGACGACUCCUCCGUCGUCGUCAAGGAGCCGGCGGCCGGCGAGCCCAAAGCCGACGUCGUGGAGGUGGCGUCGGAUGAGAAGCCCGUCGCCGUCGUCAAGGAUAAGGAAGAGGAGGUGGUGGUGGCCAAGAAGGAUGUCACCCGCGACGAACUUUCUGCCAUGGUGGACGAGGCAGCGCAACCUCCUGUGAAGGAGGAGGGCGAGCUGCCGAAAUACACCAUGUCCGAUGAGGCGCCGGUGGUGGAGGAGGCUAAGGUUGAUGAGGCGAAGGAAGCAGUAGUAGCACUCAUAAAGGAGGAGACCAAACCCGAGGAGACCAAGGAGGAGGAGACGUCUCCUGCUUCCACAAACGAGCGUGGAGAAUCGGCCGGGCAGAGCACCACAGAACACAUGGAGGCCAACCCCAUUGACGAACACAAGGUAAAGGAUAAUGCGCCCCCCGUGCCGGAGCCGUCCUCCUCGUCGUCGGAGAAUAGCGCAUCUGCUUCUGUUGCCCCAAGCAGAUCGACGGUGAACUAACGGAGUGAAGGCGGGAAGGCAUGGACGUUGCAAGCAGGCAUGCGUGGACACAUAAAGAUGAGACAUGUAUGUAGCCAUGAUGAUAUUGGUGGACGUGCAUUUCUUUUCAUAUAUACAUGCCAGGCUUGUCCGCAUCCGUUUGGGAAU
Triticum dicoccoides is the source of this 872-nucleotide messenger RNA. Its product is annotated as flocculation protein FLO11. Bases 63 to 725 code for a protein of 220 amino acids. The record is from RefSeq and is a predicted model, not a curated record. The transcript has 2 exons. Lineage: Eukaryota; Viridiplantae; Streptophyta; Magnoliopsida; Poales; Poaceae.